AUGACUUGGUCUUCACUACAAACUACCAAAAGACCAGGUGCUAGAUCUGAUAUGGUAUAUGGAAUGGAUAUUUAUGCUGGUUACCGAAAUAUUUUUGUAAUAACCGGUGGUAAAGGUGACAGUAAUAUAGUAUAUAACGAUACUUGGGCAUUUGAUAUAACUUAUAAUACUUGGGCUGAAAUAACAGAUGUAUCUUCAGCGAGUGGCCCUGUUCCUCAAAUGUAUGGUGCUGUUGGAGGAAUUGAUACUUCUGUACAAGGUGGAAGUCAAACUACUCCAAACACUACUAUGUGGUUAACUCAUGGAACUAAUGGAAACGAUUUUUUUACUGACCUUUGGGCUAUGGUGGUGGGUGGAACUUUGGCUACUUCUGGUAGUACCUUAUCUGUUAAGUGGACAAAGGUUUCUACUAGUGGUCAACUUCCUCCAGCUACCGGUGGAACUAUCCUUCCGGGUGGUAAGAUGGUAAUGUAUGGUGGAUGUAAUUUAACAAGCUCAUCAGAUUGUGCAACACCUGAUGUUUGGAGUUUGGAUAUUGGAAGUAACUCUAAUAGUGGUGUACCAACUUCGAAUUCUCCAAGUUGGAGUCAAAGAGGUGAAUGUUUAGGUACAAGAGAAGGCGUGGCGAUGAUUAAUAACGCGCUUAUAGGCGUUGUUUCUUAUCGUACUCAAGCUAUUUCCUUUGGUGGUAAAUUACCUGGAAAACUGACUUCUGAUAAAGAUGGUGAAGUUGGUGUUUUUGAUGCCAAUGGGGGUUUAAAUGGUACCAAUUCAUUUUAUAAUGAUAUGUGGCUUCUUACUCUUUCUGAUGGUGUCUCAAAGGGUAACUCUACAACCACUUCUGGCAUGGAGUUCUUAAAAUGUAUUUCUCCUCUUGAUGGUGUUGGUUCUCCUGCGAAUUCAAGUUCCUCUCCUAGUCCCUUUGGUCCUCAUUUUGCUGAUGCUACCAUCAAUAGUAAUCACAUAAUUUAUUUAACUUUAAGCUUUAUAAUUUUACCUAUUGCAACUUCAAUAGUUAGAUUCGGUCAAGGUCCAAUUAUUGCUGGAAUUUAUGCUAUUUUCAUAUUGUUGGCUUACGCCUUUUUGAUUUAUGGUUUUUUGGUCUCUAUGCAACAAUUUCCAACUUCUCAUUUCUCAACCCCUCAUGGAUUAAUGGGCGUAAUAUUAUCUGUUCUCAUAUAUAUCGUCAUACCAUUAUUGGCUAUAUGUUCAUGUAUAACUAUUAGAAAGUUUGGUCCUUAUAAUCCUGCAACUACUUCUGAUGAUCCUGAAUCCGAUGAAAAUAAUCCUAGUUUUAAAAAUAAGAUUGCUAAAUUGUUUAAUUUAAAAAGUUCUGAUGAUGAUGGUAAACAAACAAAAUCUUUUGAAGUUUCUCGACCUGGAAAUCUCAACUUUCAACACGACAAUUAUCAAAAGCCAAUUUCAAUGCUUAACAAACCAUCCUCUGAUUCUUGGGUAGAUAAACGAAAAAGUGUAACCAUUGCAGAAAAUCCAUUGGUUUUGAAUAAUACUUUACGCAAUCUUAACAAUCUUAACAAUCUUAACAAUCUUAAUAUGCAAAAUGGUUCUUCAAAUUCAAGAAGAACUUCUCAAAGUACUGCUUCAUUUCAUCAACGUGUAGGAUCAAAUGGAACUCCAAUUAUGACUCCGACUUCACAACAUUUUUAUCCAAAACAACAACCUCAAAAUUUAUUAGUAGCAAUAAUGACAAAAUUUGGUGGUCAUGGUGACGUGAAUGAAUCAUCAAAUGACGUAAAUGGGACUAAUAAUGAUGAAUAUAGUCAAGCUAGUGGAAGUGAAUUUGGUGGUACUGAUAGUAGAUUUAAUAGUAUAAAUAAUAGAACAAAUAUACAAGAUGAAAUGAGUGAAGAAGAUAAACAAGCCGAACUUGAACAAGAAAUUACUAACAGAGAAGUCGUUGUUAUGACAAUACCAAAAAGAAGAUUAACGGUUGUUAAUGCUUAA
Molecule: messenger RNA, 1965 nt
Organism: Racocetra fulgida
Lineage: Eukaryota; Fungi; Glomeromycota; Glomeromycetes; Diversisporales; Gigasporaceae
Source: the annotation of a GenBank genome assembly